Phyllotreta striolata is the source of this 1227-nucleotide messenger RNA. The record is from the annotation of a GenBank genome assembly. Lineage: Eukaryota; Metazoa; Arthropoda; Insecta; Coleoptera; Chrysomelidae.
AAACAUAAAUCAAAAAGUGGGGUUAAUAAAGUUUGUGUUUAUUUUGAAAAAAGGAGUAUUUAUUUCAUAAAAUGAUGGAGAAUAUAAUAGACUCGGAGCAGCAUACCUAUCUUAUGCCCAUUAAAUUGAUCAAGAAUUUGGAGGACAUGAUGCAAUGGGAUAAGUCCGAGGCAUACUUUGAGAUUUUGGGGUUCAUAUACACUUUAAACGAUUCGGUCAGAGGUAAAACAAACAGCGACGCUGGCGAUGGCGCUUCUCAAGAAAUCGAAUCCAUUUGCGGCCUUCUUGAUAUCCUAAACGUCUGGGUCGACGAAAUCCCGCCUAUACAGCAACCGCAACGGUUCGGUAACCAAGCUUUCCGAGAUUGGUACAACAGGCUAAAAGACCAAGCGAUUUCUUUAUUACACAACGUAGUUCCCAGCCAUUUGUUCCGAGCUGUACCGGAGAUAACAGUGUACUUGGUUGAAUCGUUCGGAAAUUCGAUAAGAAUCGAUUACGGCACGGGACACGAAUUGUCGUUCAUUAUGUUCCUAUGCUCGUUCUACAAAAUAGGAUUUUUAAAAUUCUCCGAUCAACCGGCGACCGUUGGCAAAGUAUUCUUAAAGUACCUACAAUUGUGUAGAAAGCUGCAAAAAACUUACAGGAUGGAACCAGCAGGGAGUCACGGUGUGUGGAGCUUGGAUGACUAUCAGUUCAUACCUUUUAUUUGGGGUAGCUCACAGUUUAUUGGAACUGAUAAAUUUGACACGGCUUGUUUUCUAAAGGAUAAUGUCGUGAGGGAAUUCGCUUCGGAAUACAUGUUUCUCAGUUGCAUCCAAUACAUUAACGAAGUGAAAACAGGACCAUUCGCUGAACAUUCUAAUCAAUUGUGGAGCAUCAGCGGCGUAUCGACUUGGUCUAAAAUUAACUCUGGUCUAAUUAAAAUGUACAAAGCAGAAGUACUGUCCAAGUACCCGCUUGUUCAACACAUCUACUUCGGGUCUAUAUUUACAUUAAAUCCUGCUGAACCGGGAGCAAGUGUCAGGAAACCCAAAACAGUCGUAUUAUCUUCUGGGGUACCUUCGACAGAAUUUAAGGAACCCACUCUGGUGAGAGUUUCGAUGCCAGAAAAGGAAAAAGCUCCAGAAAGAGAAGAACCUAUACAUUCCUCUUCAGUGAACAACUAGAGUUUUCGUGUUUUUAUGUUUAAAAUUAAAUUAUUAUUAUGUAAUAUGACUUGUAAAUAAU